ACACUUUUUGGCCAAAUCCCGUCUGGCAGUCUGGUAUUCCGCAUCAACCAGGAAAUAGUCGCAAACUAGCAGCAGCACCGAGAGAGCAGACCAGCACAAAUAUGUCAACCGGUGUCGUCUCGUUGGCCGUCGUCGCCGUCGUCGUCGUUAGCAGCGUGAUGCACGUGCUUCUGCUGACAAGUGCAUUUGUGGGAACCACGGCGGAGGGUGCGGUGCGCGGUGCCGAUCGGCACGGCUUCACUUCCGCCAUCAAGUCCACCAUCGAUCGGCAAGGGCUCGCACCGGCGACGUACAGUGCUGCUGGCCAUCGACGAGGUGCGAAGAAUUAUGCCUGUCUGCAGGAUUUGACGCAGACCGUGGUUCCACCCGGUCCGGAACAUACCGAGGACCGGCCAGGCAAUGAAGCGAGGUUGCUGGUGGAGGACAGAACCGUGGUACUUGGCGAGGAUGAGGUUGACGCUGAUAUUGACGCUGAUGACAUUGAUACUGGUAGCGGAACAAAUGUUUCUAGCGCGGCGCUUGGACGUACACUCCGAAGAUACUCAUUUCGUUUGCUGGAAACGAGCCCUCUUUCAAUCACCGUAACGACCACAUGCUCGAGGAAAGACGACCCUCUUACUGGUCCUAGAUGGUGGGUGCUGUACGAAGGACGGUAUAUUGGAGCCCUGGCUAACGGAAGCCAAUUUUUUCGAUCGUGCGUCCAGCGUGGUGUGUACCAGGUGGUCGUUGACACGGCAGGAUAUCCGGUACUCGAUGGAUGUACCUAUCGGCUCGGCUACAAUCGCAAAGGGGUGGAAGAGUUCCGAAGCUGGCCCUUUCGUAAUUUGAGCGCACCAUCUCGAAUAAAAGUGCAGCAACAGCGUCGUCGCUACGUCGUAAUGAUCAAGUGGGAAAAAAGCAAGCUGGACAUCCACGUGAUGAACUAUUGUCUCGCGGUUAGUACGGGCCGGCGUCAGCGAACGCUCUGUCAAGCUUUGGGCAAUUCCAUCCAUAGACCGUCCUGCGAUACAAUCGCCGUCAACGACUUUCUUCACCGGUUUACACCGCGAGACGAACGUAAGCUAGAUUCCGGCGUAGACACUACGAUCGUAUGUACCGGGACCCGUACCCGCCAGCUCAUCCGGGGCAUGAAACCCAACGUGACGUAUUAUGUGGACGUGUUUGCGAUUCACUCACAGCACAACAAUUUAUCGUUCCUGUUGGGUUCAACACAGGUGCAGCUCAAUCGUACCCGUCCAACGCAGCUGCUGGAAGGAAAGAUUGUGGUCGGGAAGCUGUCCACCCUUGGUGGGAUAUCGCUGUUCAAUUUUAAGGUUCCAAAACGCUCGCCAAACAAUUUCUUCAAGCUUCAUCUAACACCCUGCGGCGGUACGGUCAGCCUAGAGGUGCUCAAGAAGAAGCGUCGCAUUAUGGAGCCGGUACGGGACGUGUACUAUCCGCGAACAAUCACCGUGCGAAACGUCCGUCCGGGAGAGCGUUACCUUAUUCGAGUACAUGAAGCCGAUGAUACAUCGCGGCUGAAUCGGAUACAGGUGGCCGUAAGCUCGCGGGAUGACUUUCUCGAUCUACCACGGAUGCCACUCAACAGCACUGUUAUGGAGCUGGUAUCGCUGCGAAAGUGUCACUCCAGUACGAUCGUGUGGUUCGGAUCACCGGACAAAGACGUGACAUACUGUGUAUACGUGUUUAAGCUUCCAAAGACUCAGUACUACAUCAAUAAUGUAAAAAUCCCAACGUACUGCGAGCUGGACAGUCGAGAUGUCUGCAACCAUCCUCAAUUCCACAACAAGCACUGUUUCAACCACAACCAGGACAACCUACUCUCGUUGGACAUCAACAAUCUGCUGCCCGAGCAUUACUACACCGUGUUCGUAACGGCGAGCUCUGCCCGCGGCCGUAGUCUUCCCUAUAAAUCGAUUCGCAUAAAGACGGCCCCAUACUGUCUCGAAAGUAAUCAGAUCCUUCCAAUGGGCGCUAUUGGAUCUGGAAAGGGAGCGAUCAAGACAGUCGGUUUUCGUAAAGCAGGUGGACAAAAGCGUCGCAACACAGCGAUCGCCACCAAGAACAGUUUAUCGGAGAGAGGCACCUUGAAGCGAUCCCGAAAGCAAAAGGAAACACCCAAUCGGAACGUCUAA
Molecule: messenger RNA, 2135 nt
Organism: Anopheles maculipalpis
Lineage: Eukaryota; Metazoa; Arthropoda; Insecta; Diptera; Culicidae
Gene: nord
Product: protein NDNF
Exons: 5
Coding region: 102-2135 (677 amino acids)
Source: RefSeq, a predicted model, not a curated record